AUGGAAAGUCUCGCAAAGUUCCAUGCCAGUUCCAUUUUGAAGAAACAGGCUGAUCAACCGGCUCCGAGAGCAGGGCUGCUCGAAUAUUGUCGCAAUGCGUUGUUCGCAAUCGGGCUUCGCCUUCCAGGUGAGGCAUGGCUCCUCACGAUCAACUACCUCUGCACAAAUGUGCAUCGACUAUUCGAAAAAGACUGGCCCAUGGUUGUAAGCAAUGUAUGGGUCACUCCGAGCAACGUUGUCGUUGACGAGGAUGGUGUUUUCCAAGGCUGUCUUGACUGGGAAGAUACUGAGGUGUUCCCGUUUGGUAUCGCCGUGGCAACUACUCACAGGUUCCUCGGCGAAUUCAAGACGACGAGCCACAAAGACAUAGCUGUCCAGAAGUGGACCCCUGUUGAGGGCUCCCAGCAAUUGAAAUGGCAUUUUCUGAAAACCCUCCAGGCGUCGUUGGAUGGGGAGAGCAACGUGAUGUGGGACGAGCGCCUUGCGAUAGCUGAGAUGGUGGGGGUUAUAUUGGACCGUUCCUGUGGAUAUGGUAAGAUUUUGGAGGAGAAUGACUAUCCGAUUGUCUUCGACGAUGAUUAUCGGAUGAGUUUUCUCGAUCAGCACAUCUGGGGAAGCGGAGACUCGAUCGCAGAUUGGAUGGGGAGACGCUUUAUUAACGCGGAGGGAAAGCUGGUGGAUGAAUCCCUUGACCUAACAGACCUAGACAUGGUGUGGGACUAUUGA
Molecule: messenger RNA, 726 nt
Organism: Akanthomyces muscarius
Lineage: Eukaryota; Fungi; Ascomycota; Sordariomycetes; Hypocreales; Cordycipitaceae
Exons: 2
Coding region: 1-726 (241 amino acids)
Source: RefSeq, a predicted model, not a curated record